UCCCAAUUUUUGGAAUACCUUCGGAGUGAAUCGAUGGAAAAUGAUUUUGAUGAAGUGGUAUUUGCCCAAGCAUGGCCAAUCACACUCUGUAUUACCUGGAUGGAUAGGGAAAAUGGUAAUGCCUGUUCACUGCCAUCGCAUGAUAAUUGGACUAUUCAUGGCAUCUGGCCCAACAAAAUCGGCCCAACUUAUGGACCUUUGUUUUGUAGUAAUAGUAGUGCCUUCAAUACUAGUACCUUGGAACCGUUCAGACAUGAGUUGGAGAAAUACUGGCCAAAUAUACGAAAAGGUUCUCAACACGAUGCUUUUUGGAAAUAUGAAUGGCAAAAGCAUGGUACAUGCGCGCACACUCAUGACUCACUAAAUACUGAAGUGAAAUAUUUUGGUCAGGCCUUAGAUUGGUCGCAGCGUUAUUCAAUAAGUGAACUCCUUUCAAAAUCGAUUAUCUCCCCGGGAGCAAGAUACAACUUCACGAGCAUUCAUAAUGCUUUUAAAAGUGCUAUUAAUGUCAGUGCUGUGAUUAGCUGUGCCAGCGAGAAAAACCAUCCGAGUGAACACCAAUAUCUGCAUGAAAUUAGAAUAUGCUUCAGCUUAACAUUGGAACUAGUUGAUUGUCACAAUUAUCUAACGAGAAAUUCAUCGCUUUUGGGAAUCUAUACUACGAAUUGCUACUUAGGUCAAUCGAUUUUUUAUCCAAAGGAUUUGCAGAAACAUCUAGAUGGCAAACUAUCAAAGUCAAUUUGGCGCAUCAUUUGGGAAAAUCUGUCAAAAAGUGCAAUUUGGUUUAGAUUUUGAAUUUUGCCAAAUACUGAGAGAACGUUUUCAGCUAGUU
This is a messenger RNA of Sitodiplosis mosellana (orange wheat blossom midge), 832 nucleotides long. RefSeq names its product ribonuclease Oy-like. The transcript is spliced from 3 exons. The record is from RefSeq and is a predicted model, not a curated record. Gene Ontology annotation, cellular component: extracellular region. Gene Ontology annotation, molecular function: ribonuclease T2 activity; RNA binding. The coding region runs from base 34 to 795 and encodes 253 amino acids. Lineage: Eukaryota; Metazoa; Arthropoda; Insecta; Diptera; Cecidomyiidae. Gene Ontology annotation, biological process: RNA catabolic process.